Helianthus annuus (common sunflower) is the source of this 1995-nucleotide messenger RNA. RefSeq names its product pheophorbide a oxygenase, chloroplastic. The coding region runs from base 214 to 1827 and encodes 537 amino acids. Gene Ontology annotation, molecular function: 2 iron, 2 sulfur cluster binding; pheophorbide a oxygenase activity; chlorophyllide a oxygenase activity. The record is from RefSeq and is a predicted model, not a curated record. Gene Ontology annotation, cellular component: chloroplast thylakoid. The transcript has 7 exons. Lineage: Eukaryota; Viridiplantae; Streptophyta; Magnoliopsida; Asterales; Asteraceae.
UUCAAACAGGAAACAAAACUAAACGUCUAGCGUUCAGACAUUUGUAGUCCAAACCCAUUUUCCUCUUCGCUAUAAUAACAAAAAAACGUGUUACUAACUUACACGCAAAGUCUUCUUCACAUCACACACAUUAUUAACACCCACUUCAACACACACCACUCGAUUCACCAAAAAAAAAAAAAAAAUUAAAAAAGAAAAACAAAUUCUGCAAAAAUGGCUUCUUUACUCUUUCCACCACCACCGUCAACAACCACAGCAACCACCACAAACCGUCGCUUAUUUCCUCCUCAUUCUCUCCACCACCCAAAACCCACAACUCGCCGACCACAACCACCGUCAUCUCGCCGGAAAAAGCUUCUUCUCCCACUCCACGUGGCAGCUCCGCCGUCUCCCACCACCACAGAUUCUUCUUCAAUGGAUAUUGAAACCGAAGAAGCUGAUGAGAAGUCUUCGUCUAAAUUCUCGUGGAAAGAUCAUUGGUACCCGGUUUCGUUAAUUGAAGACCUUGACCCGACCCGACCCACCCCUUUUACUCUCCUGAACCGGGACCUUGUUAUAUGGUUUGAUAAAGUUAAUGACCAGUGGGUUGCUUUGGAUGAUAAAUGCCCUCAUCGUCUUGCUCCUUUAUCUGAAGGGAGGAUUGAUGAGAAUGGGCACUUGCAGUGUUCUUACCACGGAUGGUCUUUUGACGGAUGCGGGUCGUGUACUCGGAUCCCGCAGGCGUCAUCGGAUGGACCAGAAGCUCGGGCGGUUCGAUCGCCGAGAGCUUGUGCUACCAGGUUCCCAACAAUGGUGUCUCAAGGGUUGUUGUUUGUGUGGCCUGAUGAAAAUGGCGUGGAAAGAGCUAAAGCCACCAAGCCUCCAAUGUUGCCGGAUGACUUUGAAAAGCCCGAAUUUUCUACUGUGACGAUUCAACGUGAUUUAUUCUACGGCUAUGAUACUCUAAUGGAGAAUGUUUCUGAUCCCUCACACAUUGAUUUUGCCCAUCAUAAGGUUACUGGUAGGCGAGAUAGAGCUAAACCACUGCCGUUUAAGAUGGACUCAACUGGCCAUUGGGGAUUUUCAGGAGAAAAUGAAGGGAAUCCGAAAAUCAGUGCCAAGUUUAUUGCACCUUGCUAUUAUAUAAACAAAAUCGAAAUCGACACAAAACUCCCUAUUGUCGGUGACCAAAAGUGGGUAAUAUGGAUCUGUUCCUUCAACGUACCAAUGGCACCCGGAAAGACGCGUUCCAUCGUGUGCAGUGCUCGGAACUUCUUUCAGUUUACGAUGCCCGGGCCCGCAUGGUGGCAGGUUGUUCCACGAUGGCACGAACAUUGGACUUCAAACAAAGUAUACGAUGGAGAUAUGAUUGUGCUUCAAGGUCAAGAAAAGUUCUUUUUGUCGGCACAAUCAACGGAUGGAUCUAUUGAUGUGAACAAACAGUAUACGAAACUUACGUUUACACCCACACAAGCGGACCGGUUUGUGUUGGCGUUCAGAAACUGGCUUAGACGACAUGGCAACAGUCAACCCGAGUGGUUUGGCGAUGCCAAUACCCAAUCAUUGCCCUCCACGUAUCUUUCAAAACGCGAGAUGCUGGAUAGAUACGAACAACAUACGCUCAAGUGUUCUUCAUGUAAAAAGGCUCAUAAAACAUUCGAGACUCUGCAGAAGUUGUUAACCGGAGCCGCUGUUGUGUUUUGUGCUGCUGCUGGUGUGCCUCCUGAGAUCCAGUUACGACUUAUUUUUGCAGGGCUGGCAGUUUUGAGCGCUGGAUUAGCUUAUUACUCUCAUCAACUCCAGAAGAACUUCGUUUUUGUUGACUAUGUUCAUGCUGAGAUUGAUUGAUCGAUUGAUCAAACGUUAAAUAAAUGUUUUUGUAAGCUGGUCCAGUGGUCAUAGAUAUUAGAGUAUUCGGUUGGUUCAUGAAUGUAUAGUUAAUUAGAUUGUAUUUGUAUUGUCUGAAGUCGAAACCAAGAUUUGUGUGCAUAUAAAACUGGUCUUGUUUUAGACUCU